GAUACUUUUAAAAAUGCUCCUACAUCAUUAGUUUUGAAUAGAUCUGUUGAUAAAUUACCAUCAAAGUUAUCUUCAUCUGAUAAUAUUCCUUCAAAGUAUGUAAAAGUCAAAUGUUGUGAUAAAUCUGAAGAUUUGUUUGAGUAUAUUGAUUCAAAUGAUGUUGAAUUUGAUAGAUUUGUUGAAGGUGUUGAUGGUAAUGUGUUUGAUAAUUUAUCAAAGAAGGAGAAUUCCCAAAAGAAUAAAAAGGAAAAAGAACCUGUAGGUAGUUCUUUAUGUAGUAUAUUAAGAUCUUAUAAGCCUGGUAUAGGUUGUACUAAAAAUAGACAGAAGUAA
Dentiscutata erythropus is the source of this 333-nucleotide messenger RNA. Lineage: Eukaryota; Fungi; Glomeromycota; Glomeromycetes; Diversisporales; Gigasporaceae. The record is from the annotation of a GenBank genome assembly.